GGGGAGCACUUCCUGCCCGGAACGCGGCUCGGGCUGUGUGUGAUGUGUGCACCGCUCGGGGCUGAGAACACGUAGGGAAUCUGCGCGUGUCGCUCGGAGCUUCGGAUUGUACUGAGAAGAGUGGAUUCCAUACUAUGACAAUUCCUGAAAGAGAAUCCUAUCCAGUGAUGACCAGAUUCCUUAAAGAUAUCCCCCAAGGACUGGAAUGUUAUGAAUCUUGCAGAAGUGAGGAGAGUAGAGAGAUACAAAAAGAUUCCUUGAUUGAAACAGUUUUUGACAAGAAAGCUCCUAAGGGGGAGAAAGACUUCGAUGUCAUCUCAAAUCCGGAAACAUAUCCACAAAGCACUGCAAGGCAACUUCAUAAAUGUAAUAUCUGUCAUAAAAGCUUCAAAUGUUAUUCGGAUGUUAUUAAACAUCAAAGAUUUCAUACUGUAGAAAAACCCUAUGAAUGUGGGGAAUGUGGGAAAACCUUCAGCCAGAGUUCAGAUGUUAUUAAACAUCAUAGGAUUCAUUCUGGAGAGAAACCUUAUGAAUGUAGUGAUUGUGGGAAAGCUUUUAUUCACAGCUCACAUGUAGUUAGACAUCAGAGAAUUCAUAGUGGAGAGAAACCCUAUAAAUGCAAUGACUGUGGCAAAGCCUUCAGCCAGGGUUCAAAUCUUAUACGUCAUAAAAGAAUUCAUACUGGAGAGAAGCCUUAUGAAUGUAGUGAAUGUGGCAAAGCUUUUAAUCAAUUUUCGUUACUUGUUGAACAUGAGAGAAUUCACACUGGAGAAAAACCAUAUGAAUGUAAGGUAUGUGGUAAAACAUUCAGUCGAUGUUCAGGUUUUAUAACUCAUCAGAGGAUUCAUACUGGUGAGAAACCUUAUGAAUGUAAUGAAUGUGGGAAAACUUUUGGUCGAAGUUCAGACAUUAUUAAUCAUCAGAGAAUUCACACUGGAGAGAAGCCCUAUGUAUGUAAAGAAUGCGGAAAAGCCUUCCGAGGUUGGUCAAGCUUUAUUCAACAUCAAAAAAUUCAUACAGGAGAAAAGCCCUAUAAAUGCAAUGAAUGUGGGAAAACAUUUCUUCGGAGAACCCAGCUUACCAAACACCAGAGAAUUCAUACUGGAGAAAAACCGUAUGAAUGUGAGGAAUGUGGGAAGACCUUCAGCCAGAGCUCAGAUGUUAUCAAACAUCAUAGAAUCCAUUCUGGAGAGAAACCCUACGAAUGUAGUGACUGUGGGAAGACUUUUAUUCACAGCUCACAUGUAGUUAGACAUCAAAGAAUUCAUAAUGGAGAGAAACCUUAUGAAUGUAAAGAAUGUGGCAAAGCUUUCAGCCAGAGUUCUAACCUUAUACGUCACCAGAGAAUUCACACCGGAGAAAAACCUUAUGAGUGUAACGAAUGUGGAAAAACAUUCAGUCAGAGCUCUGAUGCUAUUAAGCACCAGAGAAUUCAUACUGGAGAGAAACCUUAUGAAUGUAAUGAAUGUGGGAAAACUUUCAUCCAUAGCUCAAAUGUUGUUAGACAUCAAAGAAUACAUCAUGGAGAGAAUCCUUAUGAAUGUAGAGAAUGUGGCAAAGCCUUCAGUCAGAGCUCCAAUCUCAUUCGGCAUCAGAGAAUUCACACAGGAGAAAGAUCCUAUGAAUGUAAUACAUGUGGAAAAGCUUUCAAUCAAUCUGUGUUACUUACUGAACAUCAGAGAACCCAUACAGAAAUGAAACCAAAAAAGCUUAAAAGAUGUGAGAAAAUGCUUAAGCUUAACUCGGAUGUCACUGAACACCAGAGAAUUCAGAGUGGAGAGAGGCCUUUUGAGUACAACAGUGAGAAAGUCUUUAGUCAGACUUCACAUACUCCUCAGUAAAACUUGUCACAUGAAUAUGUAAAAGAAAAUUCUUAAUUGGAUUUUCUGCCUCUUAAAGCCUUCAAGACCUUCUCAAAUUAUAACGGCCUUAAGGACAGAGACGCUAUUCAAUUGGUUUUAUGUUGGAAAAAAAUCACCUGUGAAGAGGCAAUUAAUGAGUGCCAAAUCAAUUGAUGAAAUUGAUAGCUGCAUGCAGGUCUUCAGGCAAAAAGACUUACUCAGGAUACUUACUCAGGAUGGACUGAAGGGAAAAAGAAUCAGUAGAGCAUGUUUUCUUGGAAGCAUGGGUAAUUGAGAAAUAAUUACCAAAUUUUAAUUCUUC
Molecule: messenger RNA, 2163 nt
Organism: Sarcophilus harrisii (Tasmanian devil)
Lineage: Eukaryota; Metazoa; Chordata; Mammalia; Dasyuromorphia; Dasyuridae
Product: zinc finger protein OZF
Exons: 3
Coding region: 135-1841 (568 amino acids)
Biological process (GO): regulation of transcription by RNA polymerase II
Cellular component (GO): nucleus
Molecular function (GO): DNA-binding transcription factor activity, RNA polymerase II-specific; RNA polymerase II transcription regulatory region sequence-specific DNA binding
Source: RefSeq, a predicted model, not a curated record